GUAGGACUAUUUCAAAAGUUUUUUUUUGCAUCACUUUAUAGUUUGAAAAAAAAACUAUGAAAAAAGUAUUGUUUCCUUGCCAAAUUUGCGGUCAAAAUUCCCACGGAACACAUUUUGGAAUUGUUAGUUGUAGAGCAUGUGCAGCAUUUUUCAGAAGAUCCGUCAAUUCAAAAUGGGCCCGUAAAGGUUGCUUGACAAAUUUCAAAGAUAAGGGAAGUUGUUUCUGCAAACCGUGUCGACUCAGAAAAUGUGUAGAAAUUGGCAUGGAUGCUUCAAAGUUUCAAUAUGAUCGUGAUGCGAUUUCCGCUAUAAAACAUCCAAAAAUAUUUCCAAGCGUUUCAUAUUACGUGGGACGACCGGAAUUUUUGAUGUUCUCCGAUUCGAAUGUUACCUCGCAGAAGACAUUUAUUGAUGUUCAAAAUCUAGUUUUUGAAGUUUCACGUUAUUUGGAUCAUGGUUGUGAAACGCCGAUUUACGCGGAAAAUCAGCUAAAAAAGUUGACUCUCGGCUUUAAGCUAAUGCAAUUUGACUAUCAAAAUGUAAAGUUUUUCGAUAAAAUCGGGAAAGCUGAAUUCAUCGAUAUAAUCGAAUACUAUUUCUUAACAGUUGCAAAAUGGAUAGCACAUUUUGACGAAUUUCGAAAACUUGAUCAAUCCCUUCAGAUAAAGCUUUUACAAGCAAUUUGGCAUGUUUGGAGCAAAAUUCACAAAUGUGCAAGUACAGCAUUUUAUCGAAAAUCAAAUCCAAAUGCAAAACCGACGCAGAAAAUUUUACGAAAUGUGUGUAUGGAUCGGAUGCACGUGCACAAAUUGGAUACGUCAUGGAUGAGUGAUUAUCCUACGGAGCACGUGACAAGAUUCAUGCUUACUCAUCACGUGUACGACUUCAAAAUUGUAGAAAGCCUACUUAAGUUGGACCCAACAGACGUAGAAUUAACUUUUAUGUUUGCCCAGCUGUGCUUUGAAUAUGCUGGAAAACGAUUUCAAGGAGAAAUUCUGAAAAUCACUGAUCAUUUUCAACAAGUCCUAUCAAAUGAUCUACACCACUAUUAUAUCACCGAUCAGAGAAGGGAACGUUAUUUCCAGCGCCUGACAGAUCUAAUGAAAGUUAACAAUUUGAUACAGAGAUCCAUCUGGGAAACACGACCUCAUCGAGAACUUGGUCGAGUUUUUGAAAUUUCAAAACUAGAGUUUUCACAUCCUGAAAUGUUCGAUGAUUCUGGAUUUUGUUAGCUUCCACUUAAUUCAGUUUGGAAUUCAAAUUGUACAUUUCUAAAUAAAUGUGUGUACUUAAAUG
Messenger RNA from Caenorhabditis elegans, 1296 nucleotides. RefSeq names its product Nuclear hormone receptor family member nhr-115 (gene nhr-115). Gene Ontology annotation, cellular component: nucleus. Gene Ontology annotation, molecular function: DNA-binding transcription factor activity; RNA polymerase II cis-regulatory region sequence-specific DNA binding; zinc ion binding. Gene Ontology annotation, biological process: regulation of DNA-templated transcription. The record is from RefSeq and is marked reviewed. The transcript is spliced from 7 exons. The coding region runs from base 57 to 1232 and encodes 391 amino acids. Lineage: Eukaryota; Metazoa; Nematoda; Chromadorea; Rhabditida; Rhabditidae.